Leptosia nina is the source of this 1734-nucleotide messenger RNA. NCBI's taxonomy places the organism in Eukaryota, Metazoa, Arthropoda, Insecta, Lepidoptera, Pieridae. The record is from the annotation of a GenBank genome assembly.
AUGAAGGAGGAAAUCAGUGGAUUCUUUGUGAAAUUUCACGAGACCAUAAACAGUUCCAUAGAUGACGUCACGAGAAACAAUUUCGCGAAUUUAGAAACGAAUUCCAAACGCGUUGCCUAUUUAAACAGCCUUCCGGCAAUUAAAUCAUUUGAUCUUGCAGCGGAAGUGGAGAAGUGUAACAGUGGGGGUGAAUUUCCGGUAAAUAAACGGCUGGAGAAAGCUAAACUGUUGAAGGAUGAGGGCAAUAAGGAAGUACAGAAGGGUGACUGGGUCAGAGCUCUGCAUUUGUACACUUUGAGUAUAGUGCAUAUGCCAAAGAAGGAAACUGAAGAACUAUCGAUCGUAUUAGCGAAUCGAUCAGCCGCGUUGAAUCACUUGGAACAAUAUGAGGAAUGCUUGGCCGACAUUAGACGCUGUCUGGCUUCAGGAUACCCACGCCACUUGAGGUACAAGGUAUUUGAGAGACGAGCCAGAUGUCUGCUAGUUCUCAAGAGGAACCAAGAAGCCAUUAGGGCUUUCCAGGACACCAUAACAGCCCUCGACGAAGCCACCAGCCUGAACAAAGAAAAGAGACAAAAAUUACGAACAGACGCUAAAUUGAUGUUGGAAGUUUUAAACAGAGGUCUAGUGCUUGCUGGUAAUCCAAAAGAUCCUGAACCGUUAAUUAAAACUCUCUCGAAGCCCAAAUUACCGGGAAAGCAUAAUCCUAGCUAUCCAGCUGCAUCUGAUGCCAUACAAAUAGAAUGCCCGAUACCUCUAGCAUGCCCAACGUGCCCAAACGUUGUCUUCUGCAGCGACAAAUGUCAAGAAACUGCCCUCAAAUCGUAUCACGCGUACGAAUGUCCUAUUCUACCUUUGAUAUGGAAGUCAGGCUGUUCUAUCACCUGCCACAUAGCUCUACGAAUGAUAACUCAAAGAAGCAAAAACUACUUCAAAGAAUUGAGCAAAGACUUAGAUAAGAAACCGUCAGGUCAGUACAACAGCAACGACUACAAAAACAUUUACAAUUUAAUAUCACACGAAGAGAGAAGGUCAAAGCAGGAUUUCCUCCACAGAAGCCAGAUGGUGGUGUUUCUUGUUAAGCUUUUGGAGUUAAGUGGGUACUUUGAUUGCAAACCUAGAGACAAACCUAUAGAUAUUGAGGAGAUAAAGACAAUGGGAGUUGCUGAGGAACGCCGUGAUGAUGUAGAACUAUUCGGAGGCCUUCUGUUGAAGAAUAUUCAAGUUCUACAGUUCAACGCUCAUGAAGUGUUUGAGUUACAGUGCCAGAAGCGACGUUUAGAUGAAACUGUUAUAAAACACAAUGGAGAGUCAGUUUUUCUCGCAGGCGCUGUAUUUCCUACUCUUGCGCUUUUUAAUCACUCUUGUGAUCCUGGUGUUGUGAGAUACUUUGCGGGGCCUUACGUCGUUGUACGCGCUGUAAAAAUCAUAAAGAAAGGUGAAGAAGUGGCUGAGAACUACGGACCUAUAUUCACGACUACGCCUAAGGAAAAGAGGCAGACUACAUUGAAAGACCAGUACUGGUUUGAUUGCGCCUGUGUACCUUGUCAGCAAAACUGGCCUCUAUACGGUCAAAUGAAUGAGAAUUACAUGAGAUUCAAAUGCGAUUCAGGUCAACCGUGUUCCAACGUAAUUCCUGUACCUCACGACUGUACAGAAUUCAUGAUCAAGUGUGGACUAUGUCAGCAAUUCACGAACAUUUUGAAGGGGUUGAAGUCAUUGCAGGUGCCUUAA